AAGACAAUGUCCAUACUUAACGACACCCAGUUUCAUCCUUCUUCAUUCCACCUCUUGGGUAUCCCUGGGCUGGAAGCUGUGCACAUCUGGAUUGGAUUUCCCUUUUUCUUUGUGUAUCUUAUUGCACUCCUGGGGAAAGCUGCUGCCCUGUUUGUGAUCCAGACUGAGCAUAGUCUCCAUGAGCCCAUGUCCUACUUUGUGGCCAUGUUGGACUCCGUCGCUGGCUUGUCCACAGCCACCAUCCCCAAAAUGCUGGGUAUCUUUUGGUUCAGACUCAGGGAUAUAUAUUUUGAAAGCUGCCUUUCCCAGAUGUUCUUCAUCCAUUUCUUCACUGCCCUGGAGAGCACUGUGUUGAUGGCCAUGGCCUUUGACCACUACAUUGCCAUUUGUAAACCCCUUUGGUAUACCCUGAUCCUCACCAGCAAAAUCAUCAGCAUCAUUGCAGGCAUUGCUAUUCUGCGGAGUCUAUGCAUGGUGAUCCCACUGGUCUUUCUUCUCCUGAGGCUACCCUUCUGUGGCCACUAUAUCAUCCCUCAUACCUACUGUGAACACACGGGCAUUGCCCGUCCAGCCUGGGCCAGCAUCAAAGUCAACAUAAUAUUUGGUCUUGGGGAUAUGUCCAUAUUACUAUUGGAUGUGCUUCUUAUUACUCUUUCCUCUGUCAGGAUCCUCCAUGCUGUCUUCUGUCUGCCCUCCUGGGAAGCCCAGUGCAAAGCUCUCAACACCUGCGGCUCCCACAUUGGUGUUAUCUUAGCUUUUUUCAUGUCAGCAUUUUUCUCUUUCUUGACACACCAUUUUGGCCACAGUAUCCCCCAGUAUAUCCAUAUCCUCUUAGCCAACCUAUAUAUGUUUGUUCCACCAGCCCUCAGUCCUGUAAUCUAUGGGGUCAGGACCAAGCGGAUUAGGGAGCGGGUUUUGAAGAUUUUUUUUUAA
Messenger RNA from Zalophus californianus (California sea lion), 933 nucleotides. RefSeq names its product olfactory receptor 52E8-like. Gene Ontology annotation, cellular component: membrane. Gene Ontology annotation, molecular function: olfactory receptor activity. Lineage: Eukaryota; Metazoa; Chordata; Mammalia; Carnivora; Otariidae. Gene Ontology annotation, biological process: G protein-coupled receptor signaling pathway. The record is from RefSeq and is a predicted model, not a curated record.